This is a messenger RNA of Diprion similis, 1463 nucleotides long. RefSeq lists its product as uncharacterized. Lineage: Eukaryota; Metazoa; Arthropoda; Insecta; Hymenoptera; Diprionidae. The record is from RefSeq and is a predicted model, not a curated record. The transcript has 3 exons. The coding region runs from base 464 to 1060 and encodes 198 amino acids.
CCUUGCUACCUUUUUUCGUAAUUUAUUAGAAUCGGAAUUCCUGCGGCAAUUUCCGUAUGCCUUGUUUAAGUGCAAAACUUACUGCACGACUUGCUUAUUCAGGGCGCACCAAACGAUCCCGGCACACAAACGAUGACCUGCGCACCGCGGCUGCGCAGUGAGCCACAUAGUGUCUGCUCAACUGAGUACAACUCUCAAAAUUCGAACAUUCGUUCGUCAGUUCCACCGGUCGUUUCGUCAUGUCGUGCCGCGAUGUGACGAUAUAUAAAAACACAGUUUUUUUAUCACUACUUUGCUAGCAUCGUGAUACAUCAGACAGCACUGUCCGACCCGCGUCAUUAACUUCUAUUCAAUAUAAUUGCUUUAGUUUGUUUAUUCAUAAAACGCUGCUCCAGUGCUGCGGAGCCAACGAAAAAACAAUAAUUCGAAAACAGAGUCAAACUAAAAAGAAUAAACAUUCAAAAUGAGCCGGACGUUGAGUUUGAUUAUUUUAUUUUUUGGCGUUUUUUACGCCAAUGCCCACGAUCUCGAUGGCAACGGUACCGAAUAUGAUGAAAUCAACUUGAGAAACGGUCAGAACUUUAUACCGAACCAGCUAACGGUAGAACCAGAGAAGGAUACGAGAAAAACAAUGACAGAUGCACGCGGUCAAGGUGGAGAAGUAAGCCAGGGCAGGACUUUUGCUAUCAAAAGAUUGCAAUUCAUGUUGCUCCCUGUUAUGUACAAGAUGGGAGUGCUGACGACUCUUCUAACGGUGCUUCUAAUCGUAUCCUUGAAAAGUUUGCUAAUCGGGGUUAUCCUGCUGGUCCUUAAGGUGGGUAGUUUCUUGGCGAAAUUCCAUCAGCCGCAUGCGGAACCGCAUCAUCAAAUGCCUUGGUACAUGCCUCCGCAACCGUGGGUGCAACCACAACCGAUCCACGUACACCUAUCGCCUAGUAGCGACGGCAGUCAUCACAGUCAUCAGGAUCAGGUUUACUCUGGUUGGGAUCGAUCGCCGCCCACAGGUCCAUAUGGGUCCUCGAUACCGGUAGAUUACGGUCAAUAUUACUUCAAGGGUUAAUCAGUCGUGAUUCCCAUGCGCAAAAACGUUUGCGACUCCGAGUCGUACACCUUCGAUUGAUGGGACAGUUUUUUUUCUCCCAUAAGUUGAGUGAAAAAUUCUACGGAAUUUAUUUGAAAUACCGUUAAAGCAUUUCUUCUUUAUACUGGCUCAGCAACGAAGCAUGGUAUUUCCUACUUUACAUUACUCUAGUUUUUUCGAAUGGUCAAACGAUGUGGAAUUGUCAUUCGAUGUGUGGGUACGUAUGUACCUCAAGAUAAUCCUGAUUUUAAUUCGAUCACUCAAGUCAUCCGGUGAGCAUCCGAAGGGAUAUCGUGUACAUACAUGGAUAAAUAUAUCCGAAGAAUGAAAAAACAAAUUGCUAUCAAACCAAAACAAUAGUGACAAUAUCUAAAGCUUUUAA